AUGAACUCAACUACAGUUGAAUCAUGGUUUAUUCCUCUCGAUAUUAUAGCAAUAAUAUGUCUUGCCUUGACCAUUGCAUUGGCUACCAUUGCUCUCAUUAUUAUCAUUAUGGAUAAAACAUGUCAUACAGUUCCAAUGUUAUUAACUGCAAAUAUAUGUUUAACUGGAUUGUUAUGUGGAAUCGAUACAAUUGGAAUGAAUGGAUUUACAUUAUACAAUGAUCUUAAACAAAUUGAAUAUGAAGAUUCGUUUUGUUUUAUUAUUGGAUUUUUCAAUUAUAGUACAUGUGCAUUACAUAAUUAUUCAUAUGUCACAUCCGCUAUUUACCGUUAUAUAACAAUAGUUCACCCAACUCGUUUAUUUUGGCAAUCGGCACGUGCACAAAUCAUACUCAUUGUUCGAUUUGUUCGUGGAAUGAGUCAACGUGUUACCGCAGCAAAUACAUUGUCUCGUGCACAAAGAGAUUUAAAAAUGGUUCGUCGAGUUGUUACUCUUGUUCAGAUUUUAUUUAUUAGUGGUUUUCCAUUGAGUCUAUUUAUUUUUCUAUCAUUCUUUAAUCAUGCACCAAAAUAUCACUUUCGUAUCGGUUUUCUAUUUGUUAAUGCAUCAAUGUUAUUAGUAAAGAUUACAUUAUUUCAAUUUACUGAUCCACUAAAAGUAGCUAUAAAGAAAAUAUUACGUCGUCGAUUGAAUAUAGUGUUACCAAUACCGGCGAUUACUCGUAGUUUGACUUAA
Messenger RNA from Adineta steineri, 735 nucleotides. The record is from the annotation of a GenBank genome assembly. NCBI's taxonomy places the organism in Eukaryota, Metazoa, Rotifera, Eurotatoria, Adinetida, Adinetidae.